CCUAUGACUGGUGAUAACCUCCUGUGCCGUGAUGCCUAUACAAAGGAUCCGUCAUACUGGUCCAUCGAGCAGUACGCCCGUGAUCGCGAUGGAUGAAACAACGUUUAGCUCGAGCAGCAUGUACUCCAGUGGCGAGGAAGAGAUUUUGGCCAGCGAAGGAUUGCGGCUCAGUCGUUCAACCCGGUGGCGGGAACGAAGUCGUCACGUGAGCUACGAACCGGCGGUGUUAUUGUUUUGCUUUGCGCUGAGCUUAUCGGAAAUUGAGUUGACCCAUCAAAUCAUCUACCAGACCUGCCAGGUGCAGGGAUUUGAACUGCACGAUUGCCUUCUGGUUGGAACAGGUGUCAGCACUCCUGGCGUCGCAGAAAUCGAAGCGCAGGUUAAACCAGCGGCUGCAACCGUUACGACAACGAUAGUGGUUAUCAAAGCGGUGAUACCCGCCUUCAGUGCGAUAGUGUUUGGCGCGUGGUCCGACCGAUACGGAAGAAAGCCGGUCGUUGUGAUAGCGUCAUUCGGUUUGCUUUUUUCGUACGUCGGCCUCGCCGGGCUGCACUAUUUGUCCUCGUUCAUGCAGCUGAAUUCUUGGUAUUAUGUGGCGGCCUAUAUUCCAUUUUCCGUGGUAGGUGGAAUGGCGACUCUGGGAGCAGCCCUGUUUGCUUUCAUUGCCGACGUGACAAACGAUCAAAACCGUACAGUCAGGAUGGGUUGGAUGAAUGCUUUCAUGUUGGCCGGAACACUUGCUGGUUUUUGUUCUAGUAAAUAUAUUUUGGACUGGACUAGUACGACAACUUUUUUUGUGAUUGCAACCAUUUGUGUGCUGCUUGGGCUACUGUACACUGCGCUACUGGUUGAGGAUAGUAUCAUUCCGAGUUCCGACGGAGAACUUGGGCCAAGUCUAGGGGAGUUUUUCUCUAUCAGUCUAGUACGAGACAUUGCAAAAGCCGCGAGUCGAAAGAGAACACGCUUCGUGUGGUGGAUUCUGUGGUUGAUCAUCUUUUGUAACGCGCUGAUUGAGCUUGCUGCCGGUGGCAGCUUAGUGGAGUUUUCGUUCAUCCAUCAUAAGUUUGACUGGAGUUUGAUGCAAUACAACCACUUUGUGCUUAUCGAGAGAGGACUUGCUGUGCUGGCAAAUGUUGUAGGAAUAUUGGUGUUGAAAAGGCUUUUCGAGUGGACCGACACCGUUGUCGCGCUAGUAUCGAUCAUAAGCUAUAUCGCUGGCUCUACAACAAAAGGAUUUGCCGCCGAAGGAUGGCAAUUCUAUCUUGCCUGUGGGCUGUCAUCGCUCAAGGGAAUGGAAUGGAUCGCUCUGCUUUCCGUGUCCACUUACUUUCUGCCAUCGAAUGAAAUAGCCAAGUUCUACGCGCUGGCAUUCUCCUUGAUUGGACUGAUUCCACUGGCCUCCCCGUACUUGUUUGGGUACGUCUAUGAAGCAACCGAAAGUAGUGGACCAGAGAUGUACAAUUUUGUGGCGGCUGGUAUAUACAGUUUAGGUUUUUUGAUUCUAGGGUUGAUACAAUGGCUUGUUAACAGACGCAACCAACCGGAGCUGUUGCUGUAAAAAAUCACAUGGAAUUAAUAAUGCUGGUAAUAUUUAAGUGAUUACCGAACUGAAAUAAGAGCUGUUUAUUCUGACAAGAUUAAAAAUCAAAUUGACGCUACUACAAAAACAUUUUAUUUCAUCAUUUUCCUGGACACUGCGAAGCGCAUGUUUUUAGUCCUAUUUCUCAAACCAGCUGAUUGUAGAAUUUUUUUAGCGUGGUUUAUCGUGAUUCUUAUAUGAACUGCCGGAGAGGACGCUAGCAAUUUGUCUCUCAGGAAAAAAACUAAAACCUUCAACAAUUUUCUGAGCUUUGAAUUUUUUAGAUCGAUUUGAUUGACUUUUUGAGAAUAAAUUUAUAUCUGA
Messenger RNA from Wyeomyia smithii (pitcher-plant mosquito), 1903 nucleotides. RefSeq names its product proton-coupled folate transporter-like. The transcript has 5 exons. Gene Ontology annotation, molecular function: transmembrane transporter activity. The coding region runs from base 32 to 1558 and encodes 508 amino acids. Lineage: Eukaryota; Metazoa; Arthropoda; Insecta; Diptera; Culicidae. The record is from RefSeq and is a predicted model, not a curated record. Gene Ontology annotation, cellular component: membrane. Gene Ontology annotation, biological process: transmembrane transport.